AUGGCUUUGAUUGUUGAGCACCUGGAAAGCCACCAUCUGCUGCAAGGCGCAGCUGUAGCCUUGCUCUUGGUCUUGGUGUCGAGCUUCUAUGGGGCUGUCAUCAGCAGUUUCCCCUACAAGAACAUCCCCUUAAUUGGAAAGAGUCAGUGGGAGUUGUCGAACAGCAAAGCCAAGCAGCGGUUUGUGACAUCUGCGAAGGAGCUCAUUGCGGAGGGGUUCAGUCAGGGCCUGAAGGUCUUCCAAGUGAUCUCGAACUCCAAUUCAACCAUCAUUCUCCACCCCAGUUUCGUGGAUGAAGUGAAGAACAAUCCCGAUCUCAGCUUCGACGAAGCGACCAAACUGACCUUUUUUGGGACCAAGAUCCCCGGCUUUGAGGUUUUUGAGCGGGUAGAGCCUGUCCAAUUGGACGUGAUCAAUAAGCGUCUAACCCAUGCCCUUGGUCAACUUGUGGCUCCUCUAUCGAAGGAGACUAGCACUGUAUUGCAAGAACGGCUAUCCAAGAGCGACACAUGGACCCCACUCAACUUCGCCACGGAGAUCCCAUAUAUAGUCGCUCGGUUGUCGACUCUUGCGUUCCUGGGCGCGAGAAUCUGUCGGGACGAGCACUGGCUCAACGUGUCCGUCAAUUUCACUAUCGACUCGUUCACCGGGGCGCGCGAUCUUAAAUCCUGGCCAUCGGUGCUUCAGCCAUUCGUGCACUGGUUCCUACCUUCAGUCCAGGGAGUGCGCAAAUAUAUGCGCAUUGCGUCAACUAUCGUCGACCAGGAAAUCGAAAGGCGGAGACUCAUUCGAGAGGGUCGGCUGCCUGCAGAGAACCCGCCCCGGAGUCACGAAGACACAUUGGACUGGUUUCAUGAGCUUGCAGAGGGACGCCCGUUCCACAUGACGCGGGCCCAGAUAGGACUGACUCUCGCAGCUAUCCACACGACGUCCAACCUCCUGACGAAUGUUAUGUACGACCUGGCGGCGCACCCCGAAUACAUGCAGCUCCUUCGCGACGAGAUCCAGACGGUCAUCAACGAGGAUGGCGGGACUCUGAAAAAGACCAGCUUGACGAAGAUGAAGAAGAUGGAUAGCGUGAUGAAAGAAAGCCAGCGGAUGAACCCCACCGGAGUUGCCUUACUCAACCGCGUCGCGAUGAAAGAAGUCUCUCUAUCGGACGGCACCCGUAUCCCCAAGGGGGCUAACCUGCUCGUCUCUACCCACAACCUCCAAGACGAGAGCAUCUACUCGUCCCCCGGCGUCUACGAUGGGCUACGCUUCUACCGGUGGCGCCAGUCGCCCGGCAACGAGCACCGGUUCCAAUUCGUGACGACCAGCGCGGACCACUACGCCUUCGGGCACGGAAUGCACGCCUGUCCCGGUCGGUUCUUCGCGGCCAACGAGAUCAAGAUCUUGCUGGUGCAUCUGUUGCUGCGAUACGACUGGAUGUUCGAGGAUCGGACCGUGAGGCCGCCGAACUUUAUGCAUGGGAUGGAGUCGAUAUGUGACCCGACCGUGCGAAUGUUGUUCAAGUCCCGGGAGCCGGAGCUUGAUCUAUCCAAGUUGGAAUAG
Molecule: messenger RNA, 1554 nt
Organism: Aspergillus saccharolyticus JOP 1030-1
Lineage: Eukaryota; Fungi; Ascomycota; Eurotiomycetes; Eurotiales; Aspergillaceae
Product: cytochrome P450
Exons: 6
Coding region: 1-1554 (517 amino acids)
Molecular function (GO): iron ion binding; monooxygenase activity; oxidoreductase activity, acting on paired donors, with incorporation or reduction of molecular oxygen
Source: RefSeq, a predicted model, not a curated record